AACUUUGAGGUAUAAAAACCGAUGUGUGGGCUUGUGGGAGGCCAGAUAGCCCAUUUCCAAACUCUUCUCCUCUCAUCGUUCAUCGUCUCAAAUCCCUUCGCCGCCGCCUCAACUCCUUAAUCUUCUUCUUCUUCUACCGAAAAUGGCUCGCAGAAGCUCCGGAGGUCGAUCUGCCCGCCCAGCUCCUCGUCGUGCUCCAGCACCAGCCCCAGUUCGCCAGGCUCCUCCUCCAGCUCCUGUACAAAGUGGAGGUGGUGGAUCUAUGCUUGGGGGGAUUGGAUCAACCAUAGCUCAGGGAAUGGCUUUUGGAGGUGGAAGUGCUGUUGCACACAGGGCUGUGGAUGCUGUGAUGGGUCCUCGCACCAUUCAACAUGAAACGGUAGCCUCUGAGACCUCUGCUGCUCCAGCAUCCAUGGCUAGCUCUGAUUCAUGCAGUAUUCACUCUAAGGCUUUCCAAGAUUGUGUCAGCAACUUUGGAAGUGACAUCAGCAAGUGCCAGUUCUACAUGGAUAUGCUGUCCGAGUGCAGGAAGAACUCUGGCAUGUUGAGUGCCUAGUCACUGUCUUUUGGCUUUGGCUUUGUGAAUCAAUGAGACGACACCUGAUUUGAACUUUUUGGCAUUGUUAUUUAAUAAUGUGCGGUCAUGAUGGUCAUUAGUAUUAUUGCCUUUGGGAUGAUAUUGUGCUAAAACAUUAUGCACGGCAUAUUAUGGUUAUUGAAGUGGAACUUGGUGCUUGUUUCAAGCAUCCAUCUCUGGAAUGAUUUCUUUAUAAAUAAAUUAAUUGCAAGUAAUGGAUAUUACAUUUUGGU
This is a messenger RNA of Fragaria vesca subsp. vesca, 810 nucleotides long. RefSeq lists its product as uncharacterized. The record is from RefSeq and is a predicted model, not a curated record. Gene Ontology annotation, biological process: mitochondrion organization. Lineage: Eukaryota; Viridiplantae; Streptophyta; Magnoliopsida; Rosales; Rosaceae. Bases 143 to 556 code for a protein of 137 amino acids. Gene Ontology annotation, cellular component: mitochondrion; nucleus. The transcript has 5 exons.